Molecule: messenger RNA, 1868 nt
Organism: Sander lucioperca (pikeperch)
Lineage: Eukaryota; Metazoa; Chordata; Actinopteri; Perciformes; Percidae
Product: E3 ubiquitin-protein ligase TRIM39-like
Exons: 2
Coding region: 220-1617 (465 amino acids)
Molecular function (GO): protein binding; zinc ion binding
Source: RefSeq, a predicted model, not a curated record
UUCUGCCUCCCUGAGACGACACACACACACACACACGGACGAUAAGAUUCACCUGAAGACUAAACCACGACUUUCUCUGAGAGAGGACAGCUACAGGAGGGAGUACUGGGAGUACUACGAGUACUACGAGUACUGGGAAUACUACUACUUCAACCAGCUGCUGAAUCCACAAACUGAACGAGAGAUUUCACGGAAACCAAGACUCAAAGUGAACAGAAAAUGGCUUCCAGAUUAGAGGAAGAUCUCUGCUGUCCUGUCUGCCAUGAAGUCUUUAAAGAUCCUGUCGUUCUGUCGUGCAGCCACAGCUUCUGUAAAGACUGUCUGCAGAGCUGGUGGACAGAGAAACCAGUCAAGGAGUGUCCAGUUUGUAAAAUAUCUCCAAAGUCAGAGCCAGCUUGUAGCCUGGUGUUGAAGAACCUGUGUGAGGCAUUUUUACAGGAGAGAGAUCAGAGAGCUUCAGAGGCUCUCUGCAGUCUGCACUCUGAGAAACUCAAACUCUUCUGUCUGGACCAUCAGCAGCCCGUGUGUGUCAUCUGUCUGUAUUCAGAAGAACACUCCAACCACAGAUUCAAACCCAUCAAUGAAGCUGCACGACAGCACAGGAAGGACCUUCAGGAAACUGUGGAGUCAUUAAAGGAGAAGUUAGAGGUUUUUGAAGAAGUUAAAGUGAAGUGUGAUCAAACAGCUAAACACCUGAAGGUCCAGGCUCGACGCACAGAGACGCAGAUUAAGGAUCAGUUUAAGAAGCUUCACCAGUUUCUAGAAGAGGAAGAGGAGGCCAGGAUGGCUGCACUGAGGGAGGAAGAGGAGCAGAAGAGUCAGAGGAUGAAGGAGAAGAUGGAGGCUCUGAGCAGAGAGAUAGCAGCUCUUUCAGACACAGUCAGAGCCACAGAGGAGCAGCUGAGAGCUGAAGACGUCUCAUUCCUGAUCAACUACAAGGCUGCAGUGGAAAGAGUCCAGCAGCGCCCCCUGCUGGAUGAUCUACAGCUGCUCUCAGGAGCUCUGAUAGACGAGGCCAAACACCUGGGCAACCUGAGCUUCAACAUCUGGAACAAGAUGAAGGACAUGGUCUCCUACUCUCCUCUGGUUCUGGACCCAAACACUGCUCAUCCAAGACUCAUCCUGUCUGAAGAUCUGACCAGUGUGAGAUGGGGAGAGUAUCAGCAGCUUCCUGAUAAUCCAGAGAGGAUGGAUGACCCUUACUACUACUACUACUGUGUCCUGGGCUCUGAGAGCUUUAACUCAGGGACUCACAGCUGGGAUGUCGAGGUUGGAGGCAGUAUAGAGUGGUCACUGGGUGUGAUAGCAGAGUCUGUCCAGAGGAAGGAAGACUCAGUGUCUGGAUCAUGGAGACUGGAUUUCUGUGAUGAUAAAUACUCAGCACGGUCUCCAUCAGAUCCAAACACUGUUCUCCCAUUUAAGAAGCAGCUCCAGAGGAUCAGAGUGACUCUGGACUGGAACAGAAGAAAGCUGUCGUUCUCUGAUCCUGAUACUAACACACACAUACACACCUUCACACACACUUUCACUGAGAAGAUGUUUCCAUACUUUGGCACUUGUGAUGAACUCGUGAUUUCACCAGUGAAGGUCUGUGUGACUGUAGAGCAACAUAAAUAGAUGAUGAACAUCUAUCAGUGUAUUUGAAGACGUGAUAAAGUCUUUAAGGAACAUGUUGUUCUGAUGAUGAUGUUGAUCUAAGAGGGUGAAUUAGUGAAGGUGUGAUCCCGGACAAGACCCCAAUAUGUUAUGACCGGCUGCAACAAAGAAGGAAGAUGCACCGCAAACUUAAUGUUAACAAACGGACAUUUAUUUAAGACACUGGGGUGUGAAAGUCAUCAAUAAAUUCAGCAAUUCAUUCUCCAAAUCCA